AUGGAUGACGGUCUGUGCUAUGAGUUGGACAUGCGUAUCUACCAAGGAGAGCCCGAUGGAACGAAUAAGUCGCAUGCCGGUAGUACUACGCCACUGAACGUGGCUGCCGAAAUGGCGCACUCGGUCACGAAACUCUAA
Plenodomus lingam JN3 is the source of this 138-nucleotide messenger RNA. NCBI's taxonomy places the organism in Eukaryota, Fungi, Ascomycota, Dothideomycetes, Pleosporales, Leptosphaeriaceae. The record is from RefSeq and is a predicted model, not a curated record.